Suillus fuscotomentosus is the source of this 1059-nucleotide messenger RNA. RefSeq lists its product as uncharacterized. Lineage: Eukaryota; Fungi; Basidiomycota; Agaricomycetes; Boletales; Suillaceae. The transcript has 6 exons. The record is from RefSeq and is a predicted model, not a curated record. The coding region runs from base 1 to 1059 and encodes 352 amino acids.
AUGGCCACUACUGGUGGUGAUAGCCCUUUGGGCUCAGACAAGGGGCAAAUUUACGGUGGUCUCACCAAGAUCAUCUUUACAGAUCACCCCAAGUAUGGUGCCGCAUAUUCAUCUAAUUCCAAAAAAUUUCACGACGCUGUUGGCAGUCACAUCACCACACAAGUCCUUUUUCUCAGGAAAAAAUACAAGAAGGUCAAAGCGUCAUUUGGCAGCACAGGCACUGGGGUGAUGCCAACUGAAGGGAGUCAGGCAAAGAACCUGUUGGAUGCAGCGCUUUUGGAGCUGCUGUGGUACAAGGAUCUUGAUACCAUCUGGCACUCCAAUCCUUCAAUGGCCAGGACCACACACUCGUUAAAACUGGGUGUUGAUCACGCCGGCGCCCUGUAUUCCCUUGUUCAGUCGAACAGCGGGGCCACCAUUGCAUCCCCCCAACAUUCAGCCAUCACAUCCCCCCAACAUUCAGCCAUCGUAUCCCCCCAACAUUCAGCCAUUGCAUCCCCCCAACAUUCAGCCAUCACAUCCCCCAAACUUAUCAUAUCCUGCACCCCUGCACCACACCCCCCCCCUGUACCUCCUAACAUGAAUAUACUUGCUGGCGGCCAGUAUCCACCAGUGGUGCUGCAACAACCCCCUCCUGCUCCAUCCUAUCCCCCUCCCGAAGUCCAUCUUCCCGGCCUCUCGUCAGAUGACGAUGAGGCCGAAAAUAAUUUUUCAUUUGAUAGGCGCCUGGGGGAUCCUGCUGAGGAUGACAACAUGAUGCUCGAGGACGACAAGAUGAUACUCGAUGAUGCUUCCCCCAUUGCGGGGAAGAAGUGUCAGCUCCCCUCAACAUCAUCUCCUCCUCCCAAUGUUCCAGAACUGUUCGAGGGCGCAGAAGCCCUCAAGCUGUGGGAGCUGAUGCAGACUGCCGUUGGAGAUGUCGUGCAGCGUGUCGACACCAUCAUUGAUGACGCGCAACUCGUCGUCAGACUUCCACAUGUCCCCGAUGUCCUCGUGUUGCGUGCAUCUUUCCUGCUAUCGGCCGACGGCCACGGCUCGUGCGCGUAUAUUGGACCAUAA